Messenger RNA from Protopolystoma xenopodis, 705 nucleotides. The record is from the annotation of a GenBank genome assembly. NCBI's taxonomy places the organism in Eukaryota, Metazoa, Platyhelminthes, Monogenea, Polystomatidea, Polystomatidae.
AUGCUUACGCAUUCUGACAAAACGACUUUAUCCAUUUCAUCUCACGGGAAACUGACCCGCGGAAGGGGAUCUUCUGCUCGGCGCCGUCGUGGCUACGGCUCUCGGCGAGGUGGCAGCAGCCAUGGGCGCAAUGGAGGCCGACAACGGCGACGUGGACGCCGCCGCCGGGUUGACCGUGAUGCUGGUUCAGAGUUUGACACGGACGAGGAACUGGAUGACCUUGAAUAUGCUGAAGUGGAGGCAGAACCCCAUUCUGUUAGUGGAGCCAUUUAUGUUGAACUGGAGAAGCCAUUUGAGGCCGCCAGUAAAUCUACCCCGGCCACCGCCAUUGAAGGUUCGAAUGGAUUGAUGGGCUCCUUGGCUAGGUAUACUGGGACUGGGGCGAUUGGAAAAGUCCGUCUUCUAGAUCCUUCCCAAACAUGGUCAGGUUGUGCACGAAUGCCGAUGGCAUCAAAUGCAGUAUUGGCUACUACGGCGAUUGAGGUACGCACUGGAGAUAUUUCUGUCACACCCUCAGGAGUAAUGACACGGCAUUCCCUCGUCGACCAAAACAUGAUAGGUAGCGAUUUUUCUGCAUCUUUGGCCACCAAGGGGCAGGUAGAAAUGGAGGAAGACGAAGGAUUGGCGUCCGCUCGACGUGUGCGUAAAGGUGGGCCUAACUAUACUUCCUUCCUUCUAACCUCCAUUACCUAUUCUUCAAAUUAA